Messenger RNA from Mangifera indica (mango), 1489 nucleotides. RefSeq lists its product as uncharacterized. Lineage: Eukaryota; Viridiplantae; Streptophyta; Magnoliopsida; Sapindales; Anacardiaceae. Bases 174 to 1292 code for a protein of 372 amino acids. The transcript has a single exon. Gene Ontology annotation, cellular component: endoplasmic reticulum. The record is from RefSeq and is a predicted model, not a curated record.
CCCUAGAUGUUAUAUUAUUAUAUCAGCAUAAUCAGGCUAGCUGAUUUGACAAGAAAUAAGCACAAAACUGUCAAAAGAAAAAUAAUAAAAUCAUUGAAAUUGUCUCCCCCAAACCACUAGAUAAAUAAACCAUCGCCACCUUCAUCGUCAAAUCUCCAGAUUCCAAUCCGAUUAUGGCUUUGAUCAAUUGCAAAACCAUAUCUUUCCUAUUGUUCUUUUUCUUCUUCAUCCAUGUGGGUCUCGUUCCAUCAAACGCCGCAAAGCACCACGUCAUCAAUUUCCGAUCGCCCAACCUCUACCCAGAGGGUCUCACUUGGGAUCCAUACGGCGAGCACUUCGUCGUCGGUUCCCUCCACCACCGCUCUAUCCAUUCCGUCUCUGAUGCCGGCGUCAUCCAAACUUUAAUCUCCGAUACUUCUCUUCCUCCGAACGCCUUCAUAUUAGGCCUCGCCAUCGAUUCCAUCAACAAGCGUCUCCUAGCCGUCGUACACUCAUUCGGCCCUCUCUCUUCCUUCAACGCCCUCGUUGCCUACGACCUUAAAACCCUCCGCCGCGUCUUCGUCUCUCUCCUCGACGAUGUCCUUCCCGACGGUGACUUCGGCACAAACAACAGGGCGAACGACGUGGCGGUGGACUUCCAAGGAAACGCUUACGUCACCAAUUCGUUAGCUAACUUCAUCUGGAAAGUCGACAAAGACGGAGUGGCGUCAGUCUUCUCCAGAUCAACAGUUUUCACGGCGCACCCGUUGGCGGUUCCACGGGACGCGCCAUUCAGCGACUGUGGAUUAAACGGAAUCGCUUACAUCAGCAAGGGGUACCUGUUAGUGGUGCAAUCGAAUACGGGUAAGAUGUUUAAAGUAAACGCUGAAGACGGGUCAGCCCGGCUUGUCAUGUUGAGCGAGAGUUUGACUUGGGCAGAUGGUGUUGCAGUCAGAAACGACGGCGUCGUUUUGGUGGUGUCUCAUACUAAGCUGUGGUUUCUGAAGUCUGAUGAUAGUUGGGGAGAGGGAGUAGUGUAUGACAAAACUACCCUUGAUGAGGAAAAGUUUGCUUCUUCAGUGGCAAUAGGAGGGGAUAAUAGGGUUUAUGUGUUAUAUGGGCAUGUGAUGGAGGGUAUAAUGGGAAAUGGAGAAAGGGAAGAGUUUAGCAUAGAAGAAGUGAGAUCAAAGAAAGAGGGGGAGGAUGAAAAUGUGUGGGUUUUUGUAUUGAUUGGGUUGGGUUUGGCUUAUUUCUUGUUUUGGAGAUUUCAGAUGAAAAAACUUGUUACAAAUAUGGAUAGGAAGAUUAAUUGAGUCUUUGUUUUAUGUAGAGAUGUUAAAUGGGUCAAGUUAACCUGAGGUAUAGAAAAAUGGCUUGACCUAUUGUUCACCUCUAAUUGUAUGCAUUUUUAUUAUUGGUAUUUAGUGGGUUUUCUAAUAGGCUUCCAUUUCCUGUAUUGUUGUUACACUUGCUGAAAAUUGAAAUUGAAGUCCAUUUUCAAUUUUUGAUA